Trichomycterus rosablanca is the source of this 696-nucleotide messenger RNA. It is a transcript of the gene adrm1, whose product is annotated as ADRM1 26S proteasome ubiquitin receptor. The transcript is spliced from 4 exons. Gene Ontology annotation, cellular component: cytoplasm; nucleus; proteasome regulatory particle, lid subcomplex. Bases 241 to 645 code for a protein of 134 amino acids. NCBI's taxonomy places the organism in Eukaryota, Metazoa, Chordata, Actinopteri, Siluriformes, Trichomycteridae. The record is from RefSeq and is a predicted model, not a curated record. Gene Ontology annotation, molecular function: endopeptidase activator activity; proteasome binding.
AUCCAGCCAUGAUUCUAACCAUCACUUAUGUUGAAAGCCAGUCUGCAGCUGCUACACUCUCCUCAGGCUCUGCUGCACGUCAGAGCUCCACUCAGGCUCCCACCACCCCAGUGACCACUGCUGCCAUAUCUUCAGACUCCCCCAUCAACUCCGGCCCACCAGUCUUCUUCCCUGGCUGCAGAAGUGGGGAGUCCAACACAGCACAUCCAACUGAGUGACCUCCAGAGCAUCUUAGCCACCAUGAAUGUGCCUGCCAUGACUUCAGAGGACCAGGAAGUGGACCUGGCGAGUGUGUUGACUCCUGAUAUUAUGGCUCCCAUUUUAGCGAAUUCUGAGGUACAGCAGAGACUGCAGCCUUACCUGCCUACAGGAGAAUCACUACCACAGAGUGCUGAGGAGAUCCAGAACACAUUUACCUCACCACAGUUUCAGCAGGCCAUGAGCAUGUUCAGCAGUGCACUGGCCUCUGGGCAGCUCGGUCCUCUCAUGAACCAGUUUGGUUUGCCGGCCGAAGCAGUGGAUGCAGCUAACAAAGGAGAUGUGGAGGCUUUUGCGAAGGCCAUGGAAAGCAGCUUUGGAAAAAAGGACGAUUCUGGUAAAUCCAAAGAUAAGAAGGAUGAUGAUGAGGACAUGAGUUUGGAUUAGUAAAUGUUAGGUUGUUGGUCCACUCAUUGUCCUUGUUGUUUGUGAACUGUG